Messenger RNA from Schistosoma spindalis, 471 nucleotides. The record is from the annotation of a GenBank genome assembly. Lineage: Eukaryota; Metazoa; Platyhelminthes; Trematoda; Strigeidida; Schistosomatidae.
AUGUUGACACUUUUAGUUUUCGCUGCCGUCUGUUUGGAUAGCAUUUUUGGAGACGGCUCGUCUAUAAAAAAGGAAUUUUCUGUCCAACCAGGUGGUAAAAAGUACUCAUUGACAAUUGAAAGGGAUGGAAUAAAAUGUACUUUCACUUAUGAAUGUCAAGGUGGAACGAACGAGAAAUGGCAUAUGAUUCUUUCAAAGAUUCGAGAUGAUAACGGCUACGGUUGUGUUGUAGAACGUUCUGGUAGCCAAACAAGUUACAUAUUCUUCCAAAGCUUCAAGCUAGAUGUAACGCCGCCUGUUGAAGCUUUGGCUGCUUCUGCAUUUGGUAACAAUAAUCAACCGCUGUCAGCUGAGGAAUACUAUUUUAACAAAAAUGAAUGUUUUGUAUCACAUGUCGGUGGAAAAUUCAAGGCUGCAUUAACUCGUCUUUCCCUGGAGUUCGUUUCCACACAUAUGAAGCCAGAACUCUAA